CCGGGAGCGGGGCGGGACUUGCGGGGAACUGGAAAGUGAAACUUUGCGGGGAGCUGAGAAGGGAAGCUCCGCUGGGCGUGGGGGCGGCUCCCGGGCUGGUCGGGGAGCGCAGCGCAGCACUGCCCGUGUGCGGGGAGCAGGAGCGCCCCGGCCCCACUGCCCUGGGGCCAGAGAGCCGGAGCGGAGCCCCGAGCGGUCCCCGGGCCGGGCGAUGGAGAGUCCUGGGCAGGAGCCUUCCUCUCGGCGGCCCCGAGGUGGGGCGACAGGACAUGCAUUUGAUGGGAACACUGGCUUUAUAAGAAGAGGCAGAUACAGAACAAAUAAUGUAGCAGGCCAGGCAGCUCAGUUAGGGGAAAGCUCCCAAGACAGUAAUUAUAAUCCUCUACGUGGGCAAAGAGAGGAGAGAUUUGGUGGUUGGACUUCAAGGGUUCCUCAGUCAAACAAGGUUCCAAUCAAAAUAAGAAUCCAAAGUGAACAGGCCAACAGUGAAGCCACAGGAUUCAGGACUAAACAGGAGAAUGAGGAAAGGAGAAAGAGAUAUCAACUUGGACAAACACAUGAGAAGACCAGAGGACCCUGGAAUGAGCAAGAAAAUCAUGGCAGGGGAAGGAGGUAUCAAGACAGACAAGCAUAUGAGAGGGCCAGGGGACCCUGGAAUGAGCAAGAAAAUGAAGGCAGGGGAAAGAGGUAUCAAGGUGGACAAGCUCAGGAAGGAGCUAGAGGGAUGAGGAAUGCAUGGGAAAAUGAGGGUAGCAGAAGGAGGAUGCAACCUCGUGAGAAUCCUCAUCUCUCCCAGAAUGCUACCCCACGCGGUGCCCACCUCAGUGGGCAGCCUCGGCAAGCCAAAAGAAUUGGCUAUAAGUUCCUGGAAAGUCUCCUUGAGAAAGACCCCUCAGAAGUUGCCAUCACACUUGCUUCCCAUUCGGGUUUGAAGGAACUUCUUUCCCAAACAGCUAUGAAACCCAGUUUCCUUCAGCUCAUUUGCCAGGUCCUUCGGAAAGCAUGCAGUUCCCGAAUGGAUAGACAGAGUAUCCAACAGCUUCUUGGAGUGGUAAAGGAGUCCAACUUCCUCAAGGUCUGUCUGCCACAGUAUGUGUCUGACAUGGUAACAGAAGUAAUUCCUGCUGUACGGCAAGAGUACCCUGUGCAUAUUAGCAACAUCAUUUCACUUCUUCAGGACCUGAUCAGUAUUUUCCCAGCCAGCUCUGUGCAGAAAGUCUCCAUUCUCUUGACAGUCUUGCCAGCAUCCAUAAAUGCCCUGAGAGCUUCUGGUGUGGACAUCACAGAAGAGACAGAGAAGAACCUCAAUAAAGUCCAGAUGCUCAUGCAGCAUCUGCAGGAGAAGAAACGUGAAGGCACACUGAGGGCUGAUAACUGUACCUUUAUGCAGCCUCAGAUUGAUGGUCAGGAAGAAAACUAUCGUACCAUAGCCAUUUAUCCAACACAUAAUGAGGUACAUGGUAAAGAGAAACCCUUUCUACGUCCCAAUAUUGUUUCUGGAAGAUAUGAGAGCACCAGCAUUUAUCUUGACACCCAUUUUCGGCUUUUGAGAGAAGACUUUGUAAGGCCUUUAAGGGAAGGUAUCCUGGAGCUUUUGCAGAGCUUUGAGGACAGAGGUUUGAGACAGAAGAAAUUUGAUGAUAUCAGGAUCUAUUUUGACACACACAUUAUUGCCCCACGUUGUGCCUCGACUGGUAUUGUGUACAAGGUCCAGUUUGACAUAAAACCACUGAAGUUUGUACAGUGGCAGAAUUCUAAACGAUUGCUAUAUGGAUCCCUGGUCUGCAUGUCCAAAGAUCACUUUGAAACAUUCCUUUUUGCUGCUGUUUCUAACCGUGAUGCUGCAGAACUUGCCAAUGGGAUUGUGGAGCUCUGUUUUGAUGCACAGAGCCAGGCACUGCUGGCAGAGAUUCAGCCCUCAGACUCCUUCCUCAUGGUAGAGACAACUGCCUACUUUGAGGCCUAUCGGCAUGUGUUAGAAGGGUUGCAGGAAAUGCAGGAAGAAGAUGUCCCAUUCCAGAAGUACAUUGUGGAAUGUGAUGCAGAGGUGAAGAAACCAGCAUACCUGACAGCAGAUACUGCCUACAACUUGGCACCCUUGGUGGAGACAUCAGAUAAAGAGAUGUGCCCUCAUAGUUUGAAAAGUGUCCACAUUCUAGAUCCCAAGCAGUGGCUUUCAGUGGAAGACUUGAGAUUAGAUGAGUCUCAGAUGCAGGCAUUGAAUCUUGCACUCACCAAGGAGCUGGCUAUUAUUCAAGGACCUCCUGGGACCGGGAAGACUUACGUGGGUUUGAAGAUCGUUCAGGCUCUUUUGACUAAUGAGUCUGUGUGGCAAAGAACCUUCCAGAAGUGUCCCAUCCUUAUAGUCUGCUACACUAAUCACGCACUGGAUCAGUUCUUAGAAGGAAUAUACUCAUUCCAAAGAAGCGGGAUAGUGCGUGUUGGGGGCAGGAGUAGCAGUGAGGUCCUGCAGCAAUUCACCUUGAAGGAGCUGAGGAAGGACUGUGACUUCAGAUACGACUUGCCCGGGCACCUCCACAGAGCCCACGCGAAUAUAACCAGUGAGAUGGCACAGGCUGAGCAGGAACUCCAAGAACAAGCAGAGCAGCUGGAAUGCACAACCUACGGAGUUCUGCAUGAGCGCUUCCUGGUGCGCUACAUUGAGCCCCAGCACUGGGACAGUCUGAUGAAGGGUCUGGAUGACAAGGAGUUUUACUACAGUGGUUCACAGCACUCAGUGAUUCUGGAGUGGCUGGGCCUUGGCGUAUCUGUCUUUACCCAGAAUGCUGAAGAGAAUAUAUGGGCUGAAAAUCCAGAUGGUCAGCAGGAGAGAGAGGAGGAGUGGGAAGGUGAAGCAGAAGAGGAGGAGCUUUUGAAGAUCCCAGAGAUGGCUGAUCUGAUUGAAGCUGAGAGAAUGAUUGAGGAUGAGAAGGCAGCAAAGCCUCGGAGGAGGAAGGAGGAGGAAGAUCACAGAGCUGUUCACAGACUAGCCAGUGUGAUGUUGGCUAUGUUCCUGGAGGACGAGGAAGAAGGAACACCUCAACCACUACAGGAGACCAUGCAGUGGGAGAUAACUGCUGGCCAGAGGAGGAAAAUUAAACAGAAGAUGAAGGCUGAGCUACGUAAGCAGAAUGCAAUGGCAGAGUCAGAGGCCAAGGCUAUUCAGGAUCUGUGGCAACUUGACCUGAACUCCCGGUGGAGGCUUUACAGGCUUUGGCUGCAGACUUACCAGCGUUACAUUCGACAGAAGAUUCUGCACUAUGAACUGCAGUAUCAGGCGGCAGCAGAAAGGCUGAAAGAACUGAAGCUUCAGGAAGAUCUCUGCAUUCUCAAGGACGCCAAAAUUGUGGGGAUGACAACUACAGGUGCUGCCAAAUACAGACAGAUCUUGCAAAAAGUAGAGCCACGAAUUAUCAUUGUAGAAGAGGCAGCAGAGGUGCUUGAGGCUCACACCAUUACUACUCUGAGUAAAGCUUGCCAGCACCUCAUCCUCAUUGGAGAUCACCAGCAGUUGCAGCCUAGUGCAAAUGUAUAUGACCUGGCCAAGAACUUCAAUCUGGAAAUCUCUCUCUUUGAACGGCUGAUCAAAGUGGAUUUCCCCUUUGUCUGUCUGAAAUACCAACACCGCAUGCGUCCGGAAAUUGCCCAACUUAUCAGUCCUCAUAUAUACCAGGAGCUGGAGAACCAUCCCUCUGUCCUGAAAUAUGAGAACAUAAAAGGUGUCUCAUCUAACCUCUUCUUUGUGGAACAUGAUUUUCCUGAGCAAGAGAUCCAGGAAGGGAAAAGCCACCAGAACCCACACGAGGCCCAGUUUGUAGUGGAACUGUGCAAAUACUUCUUGUACCAGGAUUAUCAACCUUCUCAGAUCACCAUUCUCACUACUUACACUGGACAGCUUUUCUGUCUGCGUAACCUCAUGCCAGCAAAGAUCUUUAAAGGUGUAAAGGUUCACGUAGUAGAUAAAUACCAGGGGGAGGAGAAUGAUAUUAUUUUGCUGUCACUGGUGCGGAGCAACAAAGAGGAGAGAAUUGGGUUCUUGCAGAUUCCUAAUCGGGUAUGUGUAGCAUUAUCCAGAGCUAAGAAAGGGCUGUAUUGUAUUGGAAACAUGAGAAUGCUUGGCAAGGUUCCUCUCUGGAGCAAGAUCAUUCACACCCUUCGGGAGAAAGAUCACAUUGGCCACUCACUGAUGCUUUGCUGUCAAAACCACCCCGAAACCAAGACACUGGUAUCUACAGCUGCAGACUUCAGCCAAGUCCCGGAAGGAGGCUGUAAUCGUCCCUGUGAGUUUAGGUUGAAUUGUGGACAUGUUUGCACAAGGGCAUGUCACCCCUAUGACAUGGACCACAAAGAGUUCCGGUGUCUGAAGCCUUGUCAAAAGGUGCUUUGUGCAGAUGGGCACCGCUGCCCACAGCUGUGUUUUAUGCCCUGUGGACGAUGUCUCGUGAAGGUAGAGAAAACUAUUUCUAAGUGUGGCCACAGGCAGAUGGUGCCCUGCUCUACUCCAGAGAGUGAAUUUAUAUGCCAAGAAAAUUGCCAGAAAAGUUUGAACUGUGGACACAAAUGCAACAAUUUCUGUGGGCAGGAAUGCACGAACCAGUGUCCUGAGCGGGUCAGAGCCACACUGAAAUGUGGCCACAAGCAGCCAGUUGAAUGCUGGAUCGCUAAGAGGGAAGAGAGGCAACCUGGGAUGGCUGUGAAAUGUUCUACUAAGUGUUCUGUCACACUGGCAUGUGGUCAUGCGUGUUCAGGUUCCUGUUACAAUUGCUUUGGAGGAAGAUUUCACAGGGAAUGUAGCAAGACAUGCAAGCGCAUCUUGAUCUGCUCUCACCAGUGUCAGGAGCCCUGUACUACAGAAUGCCCUCCCUGUCAGCUGAAAUGUGAGAACUACUGUGUUCACAGUAAGUGUAACAAGAAAUGUGGUGAAAACUGUGUUCCCUGUGCUGAGCCGUGUGAGUGGCAGUGCCAGCACUACCAGUGUACCAAGCUUUGCUCUGAGCCGUGCAAUAGGCCUCGCUGCAAUGUGCCAUGUCCUAAGCUGCUGCGCUGUGGUCAUCCCUGUGCUGGAUUCUGUGGAGAGCCCUGCCCAAAGAAGUGCCUUGUUUGUGACCACGAGGAACUCACUCAGAUCUUUUUUGGCUUCGAAGACGACCCAGAUGCUCGAUUUGUACAGCUCGAAGACUGCGGCCACAUCUUUGAGUCCCAAGGCCUUGACCAUUACAUGGAUGAAGACGAUGAUGUGGUCAAGCUGAAGGUAUGCCCUUUGUGUCAAAAACCCAUCAGAAAGAAUCUGAGAUAUGGCACCAGGGUGAAAAGGCAGGUGGAUGAGAUAGAACGGGUGAAACAGAAAAUUCAUGGCUCAGUACAGGAAAUUGAGUCUAGCAGACAAAGACUGAAGGCUGCACUGGCAAGGAGUGCUGUUCUGAAGACUAAUCUAGUGGAGAAGUACCUUAUGCUGAAAAGCCUGGAAGCUCCUGAUCUGUCCACAAAGAGAAUUGGAUUAAUUGAGAACCAGCUUAACUUCUACAAACGUAUAGCAGACCUAACAGCUUCUAUAAGCAAAAUUGCUGAGAGUGAGAAGCAAGGGCUGAGAAUGCGCCUCCGUGAAGUCCAGUCGUGGCUGGUUAAGCAACGCAUCAGUUUUACAGAACAGGAGCUCUCUGACCUGCAGUCUGAAAUCCAGAGGCUGACUUAUUUGCUGAACCUCUUGGCAAGGUGCAACCUUCCAAGUAGGACGAUCUCCCCAGUGCUGGCGGCAAAGAUCGCCAGUGUACGUGAGAUCCUGGAAGGGACAAAGAAAUUCACAGAGGAGGAUGAGGCUGCAGUGAAGGCUCACAUGAAGAACAUCAGCAGUGCCUUGCCUAUGUCAGGCCUGGGGAUUUCUGAAGCUGAGCGGGUGGAGAUUGUCAAAGCUGUUGGCUGUCCCCGUGGCCACUGGUUCAAGUGCAAAAACGGACAUAUCUACGUGAUUGGGGAGUGUGGGGGGGCAAUGGAAAAGAGUAAGUGCCCUGAGUGCCAGGAAGUCAUCGGGGGCACAAACCACGCCCUGGACAGCAGCAACAGGCUGGCCCCCGAGAUGGACGGCGCGACCCACGCAGCCUGGUCCGAUGUAGCCAACAACAUGCUCAACUUCGAGGAACUCCGCCGGCUGAUGUAGAGGGGCGUGAGCCCCCGUUCCUAUCACAGCCACGCACGCCCCGGCACACCCCGCUGCCUCCGCGCUUCCUCCCUCACUAAUAAACUGCUUUCGAUGCAA
This is a messenger RNA of Chiroxiphia lanceolata (lance-tailed manakin), 6253 nucleotides long. It is a transcript of the gene ZNFX1, whose product is annotated as zinc finger NFX1-type containing 1. Gene Ontology annotation, cellular component: nuclear RNA-directed RNA polymerase complex. NCBI's taxonomy places the organism in Eukaryota, Metazoa, Chordata, Aves, Passeriformes, Pipridae. Gene Ontology annotation, biological process: regulatory ncRNA-mediated heterochromatin formation. The transcript has 13 exons. Gene Ontology annotation, molecular function: helicase activity. Bases 212 to 6154 code for a protein of 1980 amino acids. The record is from RefSeq and is a predicted model, not a curated record.